AUGGGUCACGAAUUUGUGGCCACUGUCGUCGAGAAGGGUGACGCAAUUGACGACUCGGCCUUCGCUGUUGGAGACGAUGUCAUCUCUUGCUUCACAAUUCAGUGUGGGGAAUGCUGGUACUGUCAGAAUGGGUACUCGGGAACCUGUGACAAGACAAACACAUUUGGAAAGAUUGGAUUGGAAGGCGGCCAAGCCGAGUAUGUUCUCGUUCCAUACGCAAAGUCCACUUUGCACAAGAAACCCCAGAGCUCGGACGACGACUCUGUCUACGUACUCAUGGCAGACAUCUUUGUGACGGGCUACUUUGGCAUCAAAAAAGUUAUGGAUCAUCUUUCCAGCUUCAAGACUAAGGAUAUCACGAUUCUCCAAAUUGGGGCAGGACCAGUCGGUCUUUGUUCAGUCAGAAUAUUGAAGCAUUUUGGCUUCAAGUAUGUCGUGGUAGUAGAUGGCAUUCCUGAACGUUUGGAGCAUGCCAAAAAGCUCGGGGCACAUGACACCGUCAACUUCAAGACCGAAACAGACAAAUUACAAAAACUUAUCGAGACAGGCACCGGUGGCUUGGGAUUCGAUGCGAUCUUGGAGAUUGUGGGUGCACAACUGUCCAUGAGGACUGCGUUUGACAGUGUAAGAAGGGUGGCUUUAUCAGUUCAGUUGGAAUGGGUCACGAGCCACUUCCAUUUAAUGGUUUGGAGGCUUACGCGAAGUGUGUUACUGUCAGCUUUGGCAGAUGCAAUGGCUGGUCAUUGUUUGGAGAUGCUUUAG
Molecule: messenger RNA, 762 nt
Organism: Candidozyma duobushaemuli
Lineage: Eukaryota; Fungi; Ascomycota; Pichiomycetes; Serinales; Metschnikowiaceae
Exons: 1
Coding region: 1-762 (253 amino acids)
Source: RefSeq, a predicted model, not a curated record